GGCGGAAGUUCUUUUUGGCUCAUGCUAGCAUUAUUUCCUUCUAACAGCAUUAAGUAACCUUUCCGAAUAAUUCCUUUCAUGGACAAACUAAUUAAGAAUGUAAAUAAAACAACACAAAAUAUAUUUUAGUUAUUAAAUUAAAUGCCUAAGCACAAUUGAGUUCAUGUACAGCGCCCCACUCCGGCGCUGAUACUGAAGCGCAGCGCUAACCGUCAGUGAGGAAGUUCUAGUUACUUCGUUCACUAGCAGAGGCUAACUCGCUGAAAGGUAAACAAGUCAGCUGAAUGAGAUGAGACCCAAGUCCCGGAUUAAGUAAAGUUUGCUGCAAUGAAGGAAGACAAAGAAAACAAUCGACCGAAGGAGAAAAGAGUGGAGAUAAAGUGUGAAGAUGGAGAAAGGACGGAGAAGUCCAAGGAAAAGAAGGAGGCCAUGACAAAGAUUGUGAUCAGACGACUACCACCAAGUCUCACCAAAGAGGAGCUAGAGGAGCAACUGCAACCGCUCCCAGAGGUGGACUAUUUGGAGUUCUUCUCUAACGACACGAGCCUUUACCCUCACCUCUUUGCAAGGGCUUAUAUCAACUUCAAAAACCAAGAGGAUAUAGUCCUCUUCAGAGAUCGCUUUGAUGGAUAUGUAUUCAUUGACAGCAGAGGUCAGGAGUAUCCUGCCAUUGUGGAGUUUUCACCUUUUCAAAAAACUGCCAAGAAAAGAAGUAAAAAGAAGGAUGCAAAGUGUGGAACAAUUGUCGAAGAUCCAGAUUACAAAAAGUUCCUUGAAUAUUACAACGGGGACGACGAGAAGCUAACGUCUACACCUGAGAUCCUGUUGGAGGAGAUUGAGGCUAAAUCAAAGGAACUCGUUGCUAAAAAAACAACUCCUCUGCUGGACUUCCUGAAGAACAAACAGAGACUCAGGGAGGAGAAGAAAGAAGAGCGAAGAAGGAGGGAACUCGAGCGCAAACGUCUGCGCGAUGAGGAGCGUCGUAAGUGGAGGGAGGAGGAGAGGAGGAAACGCAAAGAGGCAGAGAAGAUGAAGAAGCUCGAGAAACUGCCGGAGAAGGACAAAGACCAAGCUAAAGACGAGCCAAAGAUAAAGCUCCUGAAGAAGCCAGAGAGAGGAGAUGAAGGCAACCCGGAGAAGCCAAAAGAGAAGUCCAAGAAACCAGAGAAGCUAAAUAAAGAGGACAGAUCUUUGGGAGGUUCUGAUCAUAAGAGACGUCAGAACAUCGAGCACAAGGAGGAUCGAGGAAGGAAGUUAGUUCUUCACUCUUCUUUUAAUUGUCCAAAUACAUUAACCUUCAACCCUCAAGUGAACAAGCUAUUUUAGGUUGACCCCAUUAUAUUUAAUACCGGAAUGAUGUUAAUGCCAGAGGAGGUUUGAGCUCUGUGGGUAUUGAGCCAACAAAACAUUGUUGACACUCCACUAGCCUCAGCUCUCUCUGACUUCACCCGAUCUGUCACUUUGUGGUUGAGUUGAUGUGGUUAUUUAAUACUUCCACUCUCCAAUAGCACUGCUUACAGUUGAUUGUGGAAAAUGUAGGAGUUCCACCGGAAGACUGUUGUUGCUUGUUUUGUUUUGUUUUAAAUAAAUGUUUGUAAAGGCAGACUACAUGGAUUGCUACUUGAUUUUAAUUAAGUGGUGGCUCAAUACUUACUUUCCAAAACCAAAACCGAAGGCAUGUGAUGUAGUAACGAGCAUCUAGGGUAAAACUAGACUGAGCCGGUUUCUCCAGUUUGUACAUACAAAAAUGUAUUUAUCUAUUUUCCCUACCUGCUAACGUUCGUCGUGGAU
Molecule: messenger RNA, 1791 nt
Organism: Neolamprologus brichardi
Lineage: Eukaryota; Metazoa; Chordata; Actinopteri; Cichliformes; Cichlidae
Source: RefSeq, a predicted model, not a curated record